AUGUCAUUUGCUGGCACGUUGAUCUGUUGCGCAUUUGGAGGUCUUGUAUACAAAUACGGAGACCAAAGGCAUACUCUAUUAGAACCGCCAGAAGAACUUGGGGUCCAGGAUUAUACAGUACGUUUUGCGAAAACCAAGAUCAAAAUCUUGAAACGUCGUUUCAAAGAUGCGGUAGCGAGUCUCGUGCCUGGACUUUCCACACCAGGAAUAUACCUUUAUCCGCUUGUCUCAUACUGGGAAUUACUCAGCACUCCAGAGUAUUGGAAAUCCAGCGUUCCCAUAAUGGUAGUUUAUUUACUAUUGUAUGCGCUAGUCACCUUUGUAUAUCUACUGACAAUUCUACCGGUGUACACUCCACUUUCCGUUUUCUUGGGCCCCAUCGGAUUGAUCGUUGCAUGGAUCCACAUGUUCCUCCAUACAAAUAUGUUGACAAUGAUGACGAUCCGUAUGUCACAGAUGAACUCGUUCACCAUGUACCAGGGGAUGGCAAUCAGAAGCAUGGAUGUGAACAUCAUAGAUGCAGGUAAUGACCAGCCAAUCAAGUAUUAUUACCCGUUAGCAUCUACAUAUUUCUUCUUCAACCAUUUACCCUGGAAAUUGACAGAAUACUUCGCUGGAUUCGUGGUUCUAUGUGGCUUAUUACUGAUCUCAUCGAUUCCUAUCUUGGGACCCUUCAUCUUCCAUACCCUAAUUUCACCCUUCAUAACAAGACUAUAUUGGGCACCAUACCUAAGAUACCUGAAAGUGGAUAACUUACAAAGAGAAACAAGAUUUUACAAGAUGAUGGGCCAAUAUAUCGCAUUCGGACUUGUCGCUGGACAGUUGGAAUCAUGGCCCAUCGUAUCAGCACUUGCAUACUCUGCUCAUGCCAUAGCCAUCUGCCAGUGGGCACAAGAUCUGCCUACACUAUUGAACUAG
This is a messenger RNA of Kluyveromyces lactis, 918 nucleotides long. It is a transcript of the gene LDS1, whose product is annotated as Lds1p. NCBI's taxonomy places the organism in Eukaryota, Fungi, Ascomycota, Saccharomycetes, Saccharomycetales, Saccharomycetaceae. Bases 1 to 918 code for a protein of 305 amino acids. The record is from RefSeq and is a predicted model, not a curated record. Gene Ontology annotation, cellular component: prospore membrane; lipid droplet; ascospore wall. The transcript has a single exon.